AUGGCCACCGCCGGCACGGAAAUCGAGCUGGUGGUGUGCGUCGUGGAGGGCUGCCUACUCGUGCCCACGCUGCUAUGCGUACUGCGCUUCCCGCUCAGAUCCGACACGUUCUCCCGUUUUGCGCUGUUCGUGCUGCUGCUGCCCGAGCUCAUGCAGCUGCUCUCGCGGAUCGUCAUCAAUUUUUCUGGGAACUACCGACCGUCAACACUCCUGGUGCUGAGCUGCUUGAGGACGGGAGCCGGGCUGAGCCUGUUGCUGUCGACGUUGCUGGUCGUCGUCUGCUCAUUUCAUCACCUACUCACCCUCGACUACAAGGGCAGCCGGAUAAACAAGAUCCUGUGCUUGUUGGUGCUGCUCAUAAACCUGUGCGUGCUCGGUUUCGCGCUGUACGCCGCCUUCGACUUGACGGUGAUGGCGCAAACGUACGCGUCCAUCUUCGCGUUUGCCGAGAACCUGACCCUCGCUCUAGUCGCGGCCGCCAUUUUGUUUCGGACGCACCAAAAACGCGCCCAAUUCGCCGAGCGGCGCCGCGGGCCGAACGCGAAGCUGCUCUUUGGCCAAACCGUCGCUUACGCGCGCUGGCAGUGCGCCGUCUACUUCAUCACUUUCGAAUAUUUCGUCUUCUUCCCCGGCUACAAGGGGGCAGAAUAUGUUGAAACAUCAGCAAAAGUGCCCGACGCCUGGUCGCCGUAUCCCUUCGGAACGUUGUGGGCUUUUGUGUGCCUGAUGAGGGGACCUUUGUCGGUGGCCGGGAUCUGGCUCUGGCAUCCGGCGUUCAGAUAUGAUCUCCGGAGGGCGUUAAGGCAUAAGAAUACCAAGGCGGCCAACACGAUCACGAUAUCUAGUGAUUUUUCGGACCGGAAUCAGCCGAUUCCCGUCGGGGACACGCGCGAACCGUCACAACAUCGGCUCAGCGUCCACCCCGAGCAGUACACUAAACGCAAUAAGCCCCAAGUUGUCAAGGGCCCAUUCGCGCAAAUUGAGCGCCAACAACAGCGCCUGGGGACGUCGUACAUCACGAGGAGA
Molecule: messenger RNA, 1026 nt
Organism: Mesorhabditis spiculigera
Lineage: Eukaryota; Metazoa; Nematoda; Chromadorea; Rhabditida; Rhabditidae
Source: the annotation of a GenBank genome assembly